AUGAAGUGCAUCGCGAUUGCUACCGCCGUUGCGGCCUUUGCCAACGUUGCGCAAGCCCACUACAUCUUCCAAACUCUUACUGCCAAUGGUGCCAAGGGUGCUCUUUUCCAGAACAUUCGCCCCGUCCCUAACAACAGCCCUGUUACCGACCUUGCGGAUAAGAACUUGAGGUGUAAUGCAGGAGGUAACUCAGGUAGCGGCACCACAACCGUCUCGGUAGCUGCUGGCUCCACCGUCUCGUUCACCGCAGACCAAGCGGUCUACCACCAGGGACCUGUUACUUUCUACAUGACAAAGGUCGACUCUGCAGCUGCCGCAGAUGGAUCCAGCGACUGGUUCAAGAUCAAGGAGAUCGGCCCCACCUUCUCUGGCGGCCAGGCUAGUUGGGACAUGAGUGCUACUUACUCUACGACCAUUCCUUCGCAGAUCCCUGCCGGAGACUACCUGCUCCGCAUCGAGCAGCUCGGUAUUCAUAACCCUGGUAGCCCGCCUCAAUUCUACAUCUCGUGCGCUCAAGUGAAGGUCACCGGCGGCGGCUCUGGAAAGCCCUCUCCUACCACCAAGAUCCCCGGCCACGUCAAGAGCACCGACUCUGGUUACACUGCGAACAUCUACAACAACUUCAAGUCCUACGUUGUUCCUGGACCCAAGGUCGCUACAUACUAG
Molecule: messenger RNA, 666 nt
Organism: Alternaria arborescens
Lineage: Eukaryota; Fungi; Ascomycota; Dothideomycetes; Pleosporales; Pleosporaceae
Exons: 3
Coding region: 1-666 (221 amino acids)
Source: RefSeq, a predicted model, not a curated record